Molecule: messenger RNA, 3465 nt
Organism: Klebsormidium nitens
Lineage: Eukaryota; Viridiplantae; Streptophyta; Klebsormidiophyceae; Klebsormidiales; Klebsormidiaceae
Source: the annotation of a GenBank genome assembly
ACCUACACUAUGCAGCAUGCUGAUGCCAAUGCUUGGCGGGGGCAAAGGGCAUUUGCUGUGUAACCUGUUAGGUGAAGGAGCGUGCAAUGGCGCUGCAUCGGAGCAACAAGGAAAACGUGCAUUUGCGUGUAAAUUGAAAUGGACAAGGUUUGUCAUCCGCCGCUGAAAAGAAGCUAGGUCGAUUAAAACUCGCCCAGAAAAUCUCCUUGAAGGACGUUCCAAAAGCUUUGACCAAAGCAGCCUACAUUCUGGGGGAGGGGGAUGUGGACCAGAAGACAAGAAGAGCUCAGGCUUAGCCUACGUACCUUGCAAAUAUUGGAGCUGUCAGCAGCAAUUCAAGAUACUGUUAGAUGGUGGCACAACACUAAAAUACGCCAGCAACUCCUGUAUCGGCAGCAGCCCUGCAGAAAGUCAGCCAGGAUGUCGUACAGAUUUGGCAGAUCAGCAGGUCUCCUUGCUAUCUGCAUAAUGGGUCUUAUAUGUCUUGGUCUCCUAGGGGAUAGUCAGGCAGACUAUGUAGAGACAGCACCUCGACCUGGUGCCCCUUCUCCCCCUCUCAUUCCCCCAGGCAGCUGCCCCCUCACUUUUCUGCAAUCUGACAUGCAGCAUGCAAAGCAAGGGUGUUCCUCUGCAUCCAUCAAUUUGUAUGGAGAUUCUCCCACCAGCUGCUGCGGCCACCUCCAGGCACUCCUGUUUCAGAGCCGCGUGCGAUACGCAAAUGAGACUGGACGCCUGCUCCUGCCUCAGGCGUCGGCAGAUGCAUGCAUUCAGGUUCUAGAUUCUGCGAUGGCGGCAAUUGGCGUACCAUAUGUCCGAAAUUGCAGCAUUACGAGCCAGGCGCUGUCGGAGGACACUGGAAAAGCCUGCGGAGACGACCUGACAACUGUGUAUGACUUCUGGUCUGCUGCAAACCACACCUUCCCAGGUACGGUUGGCAUAACCUGUUACGGCACAACCACCGACUGCAGCGUCUGCACCUCCUCAAUCACAAGCAAGAUUAUGUCACUCGGUAGCAGCACGACGGCGCUUCUCAGCACUUCCUCUUGCCAAGCCCUCGCCCAAGUCGCAAUGACUGCUGCCGCGUACCCCCUCUCCAUCGCCAACAGGAUGUCCCAGUGCCUGCACGGCGUGGACAUCUCUCCAAUCGUCUUGGCCAAAACAUGCACCGCCUUUGAUUGGAAGUCUGCGAACUUCACUUCGGUGGCCCUCAGCUGCGGACAAAACGUGCGCGCCGAUCGCUGCUGCAAUCUGGUGCUCGGGAUGUACGGCCAGCAGCAGGCGUUGUACAUGAACCGGACGGGGCGCUCGGAGAACCAGGAUGAAGUGGAGGCAUGCGCGGCCGAGUUCCAGGCGGCUCUCACAGCCCACGGCAUUCCGUCUACGGUCGUAAACACAUGCCGCAUCAGCGCGACCAACCUGCUCUUCAGUGUCGGCUGUUACAACUACACCACGAUUCUCCAGCGCAUUCCAGUAGGCUACUACCGGCAACUAGAGACGGCGUGCAACCCGUCGACGAGCGACUGCAGCCAGUGCAAGCCGACGUUUUUCUCCAUCGGCGCGGAGCUGGCCAACACGACGAGCGUCGACAUUCUGAACUCGUGCAUGCUCAUGUUCGGAAACCAGUUCUUUGGUUGGUUCCCAACCAUGGAGGAGAUAACCGCCCGGCUGAAUUGUUACUACCAGUUCCCCCCGGGGCUGCAGCUGGGACUUCCCACCCCCCGGAAAGACAGCGGCCCGAACGUCGCCCUCAUUGCCGGCCUCACCGGGGGAAUCGUGGGAGCGCUCGUGCUGCUCGGGGCGCUGAUCGGGUGCUACGCGUGGAGGCGCUUCCCGCCGAGCAAGGCCCGCUGGAACGCGCAGCUGAAAACGCUCAGCCGCAUCUCGUCGCUCCGGAUGCGCGCGCACCAGAAACGUUUGGUGAUCUACAGCCGGUGGCAGCUCCGGCGGGCGACCAGGAACUUCGACGCGAGCCGGUUGCUGGGCAGCGGGGGCUCGGGUAAAGUGUUCGUGGGGGAGCUAGGUGGGGAGACGGUGGCCAUCAAGGAGGCCGUGUUUACCAGCAGCAAGGACGGGGCCAAGGAAGCAUGGAACGAGAUUGCGACGUUGGCCCGCUGCCGGCAUCGUAACUUGGUCAUCCUGAAAGGUUGCUGCAUGAGCGGGUCCCAUUGCAGUCUCGUCUACGAGUACAUGGAGCAAGGCAGCCUGGAGGAUCACCUGUACGAACCGGCACACGUCUCUGGCAGACCGACGCGGCGAGGACUGCAAGUCCACUUCUUGGACUGGCCCACACGCCUCAAGAUCGCGACGGGGACUGCCAACGGGCUCGCUUAUCUGCACGAUGAGUGCGAGCCAAAGUGCAUACACCGCGACGUGAAGCCCAGCAACAUUCUGCUGACUACCAACUUCGAUGCGAAGCUGUCCGACUUCGGGCUGGCCAAAUUGACGAAUCACGACGAUACGCACGUGACGACUGGGAUCGCCGGCACUUGGGGUUACCUAAGUCCGGAGUACAUGGCCACCGGGCAGCUGACCGAGAAGAGCGACAUGUACAGCUUCGGGGUGGUGUUGUUGACGCUGGUGGCCGGAAGACGACCCACCAAGCCGGAUGCUUUUGGGGGGGAGAUCUAUCUGCCGGAAUGGGCCUGGGUCCUGGCGGAACGGAACGAGCUGGGGCUGCUGGUGGACCCGCGACUUGAUGGGGAACGGAUCGAGCACAUUGAGAGCAUUGACCGGAUGACCAGGGUCGCGCUGCUGUGCGUCCACGCCAACGUCAGCAUCCGGCCAACAGCCCGGCAGUGCGCAGACAUGCUUGCAAACAUGAUGGAGGUGCCGCCUCUUCCGCGACGGCCCAUGACUCUCUACACGAUUGCAUCGAUAGCUUCGUCGGAGUCGGGCAGUGCGUCGAUGAUCCGCGCACCACACCAACUGGCAGCGGACUUCGACAGUUCGUUGGGAACGAGCGACUCAGGGGGGGCCAGCUUUGUGCGGCAAUAGUUUUGUUGCGGUUAGCCAGGUUACGUGUUGCGGAAAAGUUGGUCGGUGCUGGGUGAGCGGAAGUCCGUGUAGAUUAUGACUCGCGAGCCAGGCGCUUUGUGUAACUUAUGCUUGGACUAUGUGGACGCUACGAAGAGGUCAUUGAUGAGGAGUAGUUCAGCGGAUGCUCUUAUGCUGACCAGAGAUUAGGAAUUUCGGGGGAUUUUAGCAAUUGUGUGUCCGUGCAUGAGCGGAUAUUGAAGCGAGCCUCGAAGGUGUUGUGGACUGAGGCGUCGAGUCGAGGCCUCUAGCUGCUGGUUUACUUAGAACUUGUUGGCUACAGAACAGUCUGGAAUCUGUGUUUUCAGGCAUUUGGUUUGCUUAAUGCUGCACAAAUGAGCUAGUAACCGGCUCGUUUUGUUUUUUGUCUUGAUACAGUGUAUCAAGGAUCGAGAGUCUCAAGGGUUCGUCUUGCAUGCUUCAUCUGCUCCA